CUUUAAAAAAAAAAACUUGCUCUCUUUCACCACUCGCCCCAACCUUCCUGACGGCUUAUGCUGGCUGCUGUGCUCAGUGCAGUCACUAUAGUCACUAGUCGUCGAGCCGAGCUGGCGUAAAUCGCGAGCGAGAGCUGCUGCCGCUGUUUCCUCGGCGCUAUGGCAUCACCGCGACCUCCUCUCGAAUAACCUCCAAAAACCAAGCGACCAACCCUUCUUCGUCUCCAACACCUGCAGCAGCAGUCGGUGCGAGGAUAGGACAGUAUAAAGGUUGAAUAUAUUCGCGAAGAAUGACGGGCGACAGCAGGAAGGAGAGCCGCGAGCUCCUGACGAUCGUCUUCCUAUGUCUGCUCUGGUACGUCGUCUCCUCGUCGAGCAAUGUCGUGGCCAAGGCUCUGCUCUCCGAUUUUCCCUACCCCAUGACCGUGACUAUGGUCCAGCUGACGACGAUCACGCUACUCUCGGGGCCGCUGUUCAAUCUGUGGGGCGUCAGGAAGACCAGCAGUACGCUGAUUACGUGGAGCUACUACUUCAAGCUGAUCGUGCCGCUGGCGCUCGGCAAGUUCCUGGGUAACGUUCUCAGCCACGUCAGCAUCUGGAAGGUACCCGUGUCCUACGCGCACACUGUGAAGGCCACAAUGCCGCUAUUCACAGUGGUGCUGUCCAGGCUAAUUCUGCGUGAGCAUCAAACUGGCAAGGUGUAUCUUAGUCUGGUGCCUAUUGUUGCUGGAGUGGCUAUAGCAACUUUAACCGAGCUUAGUUUUAAUUUUACUGGUCUCUUCAGUGCUCUGGCAUCAACAAUGGCCUUCUCACUGCAGAAUAUUUAUUCCAAAAAGGUGCUACAUGAUACUGGAGUUCAUCAUUUGAGGCUACUACUAAUAUUAGGUCGAUUAGCAUUGUUCAUGUUCUUACCAAUAUGGUUGGUGUAUGAUGUACGAAGUCUGAUGAAUGAUCAGGUCACAGGUUUCACUACCGACAACAGCAGUAGGACUAUAACAUUACUGCUGAUUGAUGGCAUCCUGAAUUGGCUACAGAAUAUUGUGGCCUUCUCUGUCAUGUCUAUAGUGACACCCUUAACAUAUGCAGUGGCCAGUGCAAGCAAGAGAAUCUUCGUAAUAGCAGUAACAUUGUUUAUCUUGGGGAACCCUGUAACUGGAACAAACGUUCUCGGUAUGGUCAUGGCAAUAGGAGGUGUGCUCUGCUACAACAAGGCCAAAUAUGAUCAGCGACAGAUUGAGAAGAAGAGAAGUCUACUGCCCAAGUACAGCAUUCCUCCUCAGCAGAAUGGUCACAGUACUUUUAUGGUUAAUGGUUGGGCUAAUGAAAAGCACAGACUGUUUGCUGCCUAGUCAAAAAUUUUCAUUGACACAUAGAUUUCCUUAUUCCUUACUGACAGAUUCGUGAAAAUUUUUUCUAUGAUAAUUCAUGAGAUUAUUAUGUCCAAUUGCACAGAAAUAGCAUUUUAGAAAAGUAAUUUCUUCAUGAUAAAAUUAACCCUGAUAAUGUUUCUACGGUUUACUCAAACACUAGAAGUUAAACAAAAAAUGGAUAUCCAUAGAUUUGAUAUAGAAAUCACGAUCUUGAAGGAGAAAUUUUCGCGAUGGCAGUUAUUUAUUUUUUGUCAUCUCUUACUAUUGCACAAAAGGUAUAAAUCAUGUUUAUAAAAUUUACUCUACAAUAAUUCACGCACCCCCGCGUGAGUUUUUGUUUUCUGGACAUAUCAAUCGCUGGCUCGAUUGAUCAAGCAAACCUACAUUUUGAGAAAUUAUUUUUUUUUUUGAAGAAUUCGCUUCAAAGAAAAUAACUAUUUCAACUUUAAUAGAAACAGACAUUUAGUGACAUAAUAAGUACAUAAAACAAUAUUUUGAAAUUUUUAAAUUAAGUGAUACCUAAUUGUAAUUAUUUUUUAUUUCUGAUGUACGAAUUUGCGAUGUCAGAGUUCUCUAUAUCAUUUAAGAACUUGAGUCAUAGACAUGCUGAAAUGUAUUACAUGAGGACGAUGCAUUUCUAUAUAGUAUAUGUGGAGAUCGAAUGCGGGAGAAGAUGUUUAGCUAAAACGAUCUUUAUAGUACAUUUAUUUUUAUAAAUAAACGCAUGCGUACAAAAACCUAAAGUUAAAAAGUACAUAAAUGCGAUUUAGCAAUAAAAACGGAAAUUGUAUCGUCAAUGAAAUUGACUGUCUACAAUCACUUUGAAAGAAACGUCUUCUAUGCAAAUUAAUUAAUUUUAUUAACAAAAAAUUAAUUUUAUUAAGCAUUUCCAUUAUUCUAUUUUUCGUCUUAAGAAGCUUUUUAAUUAAAGUGAAUUGUGACUUCUGUAGAGACUUGCGGUAUUUAUAUCACAAAACAAUUCGUGAGUUUCUGUUUCCUCAGUUUGGGAAAUAUGCAUUGUUCUAUAGGCGCUAGCAUUGUGAAAGAAAAAACGGAUACGAGGCUAUGGAAAUGUGAUUUUCGCGAUUUAUCAUCCUUUUUUUAAACAAAUUUUUGUACAAAGUACCCUUGUAUAAGCGUCUGAACUAUAUUGUAAUAAUAACUUUUGUAAUUUCCCGUAAAAAUUGUGAAUCCGUCAUAGCCAAACUUUUGUCAAGUAGUCGAAAAUCACAUAUCUAUCGUCUUAAUAAAAUAUCAAUAAUAAGGAUGGUGCUUGCCUUUUGUUCGCGGUAAUAAAGAAAAUAAGUAUAUUUUUAAAAUUUUAAUUUAUUUUCUAACUCAAAAGUAUGGUCAUAGUAGCAUUAACUCUGUAGCUGGUAACUUGUUAAUAAAUUUAUAAAAUCUAACAUUGUAUACGAGAUUUAAGGCAAGAACUAUUUUUAAUCAUUGUAAUAUAGAAGUGAUUUUUUUUGUAAAUUUUUCAUGUAAUAUACAUAAUAAUAUAUGUGACGUCGAAGUUAUUGCUUGUACGAAAGUGGAAAGUUAUUCAGUAUUGGAAUAUUAUUUCGAAGUUUUGAGGUGAAUUGUUUUGUUCGCUGUGUUUCGCUCUUUCGUAGGUGAAUGAUAUUGUUAAUAAAUUUUUCCACUUUAUACAAAAA
Molecule: messenger RNA, 3028 nt
Organism: Nasonia vitripennis (jewel wasp)
Lineage: Eukaryota; Metazoa; Arthropoda; Insecta; Hymenoptera; Pteromalidae
Product: solute carrier family 35 member E1 homolog
Exons: 3
Coding region: 291-1349 (352 amino acids)
Cellular component (GO): Golgi apparatus
Molecular function (GO): antiporter activity
Source: RefSeq, a predicted model, not a curated record